CCCGCCCCUUGUCCCUGGCGCUCCACCCCCUCCCCGCCGGCUCCCGCCGCUCCCGGCACUCAAUACCCGCCUGGGAACUCUGGAUCCCGCCGCUGGGGCUGCAGCAUGGGGCGCUUCCGCGGGGGCCUUCGGUGCAUCAAGUACCUGCUGCUUGGCUUCAACCUGCUAUUCUGGCUGGCGGGGUCGGCUGUCAUCGCUUUUGGACUAUGGUUUCGGUUCGGCGGCACCAUGAAGGAUUUCUCCUCAGAGGACAAGUCCCCAGAGUACUUCUACAUGGGGCUCUACGUGCUGGUCGGCGCAGGGGCCCUGAUGAUGGCCGUGGGCUUCUUCGGGUGCUGCGGAGCCAUGCGGGAGUCGCAGUGCGUGCUCGGAUCUUUCUUCACCUGCCUACUGGUGAUAUUUGCUGCUGAAGUAACCACUGGAGUGUUCGCCUUCAUAGGCAAGGGUGUAGCUAUACGACAUGUUCAGACCAUGUAUGAAGAGGCUUAUAACGAUUACCUUAAAGACAGGGGGAGGGGAAAUGGGACUCUCAUUACCUUCCACUCGACGUUUCAGUGCUGCGGAAAAGAACGCCCGGAGCAGGUCCAACCCACGUGCCCGAAGGAGCUCCUAGUACCCAAGAAUUGCAUUGACGAAAUCGAGACGGUAAUCAGUGUUAAGCUCCAGCUCAUCGGAAUUGUCGGCAUUGGAGUUGCAGCUCUCACGAUCCUCGGCAUGGUAUUCAGCAUGGUCCUCUGCUGUGCAAUACGCAACUCCAGAGACGUGAUAUGAAGCUACUCCCAUGAGAAAACCACAAUCUAAAGCCUUCAUAUACACGUCACAGGAGCUGUCUCCCGGUUCAUUUUUCAUAUUCAAAGGACAUUAGGAUUUAAAUACUUUUCUCUCAAUUGUACAUUUGCACAUGUAUGUAUGUUUGGCUCAUCACUGACUUACCCUCGAGUGAAUGCCUACGUAUACUGACUGGGAGCGUGUUUGCGUGUGAUUCCUGUGCUUCCGGUAUAUGCAUUAUAUAGAAUGAAGUGGGUUUUCUGGGAAUUCCUGAUUGGUUCUAGAGUGAAAGGAACAGCCUAUUGAAUAUUUACUCUCAGAAAAAGAUCAGAAACUUUGAAACGCGAGUAACAAUGGAUCGGUUUCUCAGAGUCUAGCCACAGAGAGUUCGGUACAGAGAGUUCAGGGACCCCUGGUUCACAGGAGCAAUAAGCCACAGGAAUGGAAAGACUGAGGUGCAGGGUUAAAAUGGGCUGGGUCUGAGGAGAGUGUGAAGGUUCCUGGGAUUUUUUUAUAUACAUGCUCUCCCCAGAAUACAGUGAACCACAGUUUUAGGCCUAAAUACAUCUGUACAACUAAAUAUAGCAUGGAAAAUCUAAUUUGAAUAAGUCAUACUUUCCUAGUAUUUAAAAACAAAAAAAAAAACUCCCUCCGCAAAGAGGGUUCCACAGACAAUCGCGUGUCCUGUAAAAGUGACUUGUAAGGACUGAGAAAGAAAAAGCCUUUUAACGACUUUUUAAGGAAAUAUUUUCGUUCUUAUAUAAAAGUGUUUAAAUAUCGCUUUAUUACUUUCUUUUCCUGACGCUGCUCUGAACUACUGCAACCGUCACACCCACAAAAGGGCUUUUCUCUCAGACUCCUCCAUAUUUCUCCAAGUGCAAGGCCAGAAAGGCUCAAGUGAGAGACCUGGCAGCUGUCACUUGUGGGAAAGAGAUUUUUACAGGCACUGUAUCUUUAAAAUACCUCAUAACUUGAGUUUACAUAUUUUCCUAAUUUUGUGUAUUUUUCUUAUUUAUUCACCUAGGGAGCCCUUCUUCAUAGAUGAAAAAGUACAGUUUUCACUGCUUAAAUUAAUAAAACAAAAUCCUUCGUAAGUCAAAUAUUAUAUCAUGAGCUUCCUUGGCCAACCCAAAAUAAAGAGGAGCCCCUUCUCCGGGUUGUGCGCACACACAGAGAGAAUAUCCAAAGAAGCAAAACUAUGUCCACACACACACACGCACACACGCACACACACACACACCCCAGAAACCUGUUUUUCUCAGGGCAAGGCCCCCAUAAAAAUAAAAUUGUCAUGUUCCUUUAUGGUCUUGAUGCUUCAUUUUAAGUAUGUAAACCCAAAUUUAGGGUCUAAAUGGACAUAUUUGUCCAUUUUUAAUAACUUGGUACCUUUAGGAAAUCAUGGCAUUCUUGUUAUGAUGGCACUUGAGAAGGCCACACGCGAGAGUGAAAGUGCCGCGCACUCUGAGACCGCCAAGCGAGUCUGUACACGCGUGAGAGCGCAGGUCUCUCGGUGUGCGCUUCGAGAAGCUACAACUCACUGUGCUGAGAAGGCUUCAUGGUUGGAACCGUCUCACUCCCAGACAGAGCGGCACCUCCCCUCCCGCCACGCCUGCCACGGCUACGCAGCCUUUCUAGAAAAGGAAAAAAAGUCAGAUUGGAAGCAAGCUGAAAAUGGAAUUGCACGUGGCUACUUCACCGUAUCUAAGACAAUCCCUUCACAAAAUAGGGGUUUAUACCCCAGUAGUUGAGAAACACCACCUUUUCAGCGAAGGACAAACAGCCCAGGUCUCCUGAUGGCUUUAUUCAUCUGUCUGCGCGAAGACAGGGCCAAGUGCGUACUCAGGUUUCUUCCCGCUCAGACUGGCCUCUGCGUCAGCAGAAAUGAGUUUGGUUGCAUAUCCCAAUUAACAACCUUAAAAAACACAACAGUUAGAAGUAGAAGAGCAGAGGUGGGUCAUCUCUUCAUUCCUGGUCCAUUUUUAAUUAUAUUUACUUAUUAAUGUACCUUUUUGGAGUAAUUUUUUCAAAUGACAUGCCCUGAGUAAAAUUAGAGAAUUCCACCUCUGAGUGAGGGUAGAUUUAUAUAUAUAUAUAUAUCUUGAAUGUAUAUAUACAUCUUGAAUUCCUAUAUAUCUUGAAACUAUAUAGAGCUAUUGAGUAUGUACCUCUUGAAUAUAUACAUAUAUAACAUGGCUAUAUACAUGUGUGCAUGUGUAUGCAUGUAUACAUAUAUGUGUAUAUGUGUACACACAAAUAUAAAAUUUUGUUUAUGUCUGUUUACCUGUACUGAUAUGAGGUCAGACCCAAACAUUUUCUUAAGCAUCUGGUGCCAAAGCCCUGACUUAGAACUUCUUGAUGAAAUAUUUUAAAAUAUUUCAAAUUAAAUUUUCUAUGCACUAC
Molecule: messenger RNA, 3168 nt
Organism: Phyllostomus discolor (pale spear-nosed bat)
Lineage: Eukaryota; Metazoa; Chordata; Mammalia; Chiroptera; Phyllostomidae
Gene: TSPAN2
Product: tetraspanin 2
Exons: 8
Coding region: 106-771 (221 amino acids)
Cellular component (GO): membrane
Source: RefSeq, a predicted model, not a curated record